This is a messenger RNA of Pyrus x bretschneideri (Chinese white pear), 1264 nucleotides long. Its product is annotated as gibberellin 3-beta-dioxygenase 1-like. The transcript is spliced from 2 exons. Gene Ontology annotation, biological process: response to light stimulus; gibberellin biosynthetic process. Lineage: Eukaryota; Viridiplantae; Streptophyta; Magnoliopsida; Rosales; Rosaceae. Bases 100 to 1137 code for a protein of 345 amino acids. Gene Ontology annotation, molecular function: gibberellin 3-beta-dioxygenase activity. The record is from RefSeq and is a predicted model, not a curated record.
UAUAUAUAAAUCUGUGUGUAUAAAUCCAAUCAACAAAUGCCAACAAAUUGAUCUCACUAAACCUUGAUUUUUUUCAUCUUGUUUCUCCUAAUAUUUCCAAUGGGUGCUAUAUCAGAUCCCUAUGGAGCCCAUCUCCAUGAUAUCAUCCCCAUCGACUUUAACACAAUCCAGACAUUGCCUGAAUCGCAUGUAUGGCAUGAUCACUCCGAUGAGUCUUCAUCUAGGGUACCCUCCGCUGACCCGUUAUUUGUACCUGUCAUCGACCUCAUGGACCCGGAGGCUCCAAGUCUCAUGAUCCGGGCAUGUGAGGAAUGGGGUAUCUUUCAGGUGAUAGGUCAUGGCCUUACAAAACUCAUGGACGAUGUGGAGUCUGAAGCUGAAAAAUUGUUUGGUCUUCCUGUUGACCAAAAACUGAAAGCCCUACGAUCUCCAGGUGGGGCUACUGGGUAUGGUCGUCCUCAUAUAUCGCCAUUUUUUGACAAACAUAUGUGGCAGGAAGGGUUUACUAUCAUGGGGUCUCCAGUCGAUCAUGCUAAGCAACUUUGGCCCCAAGACUAUCAAGGCUUUUGUGACACAAUGGACGAUUAUCAGAACCAAAUGAAGGCAUUAGCACAGAAACUAAUCCACAUUUUCUUCAAAUCUUUGGACAUUAAUUUUGAAGAAUUUGAUUGGCUUAAUGACAGUGGGUUAAGUAGUCCGAGCACUGCUUUGCAACUAAACUCCUACCCGCCCUGCCCUGAUCCUACUCGAGCCCUGGGCAUGGCAACACACACAGACACAUCCCUGGUCACCAUUGUCCAACAAUCCAAAACCAGCGGCCUCCAAGUCUUCAAAGACGGAGCCGGGUGGGUUCUGGUACAACCCAUACCCGGUGCCCUAACUGUUAACCUUGGUGACUAUCUCCACAUUCUCUCCAAUGGGAUGUUUACAAGUGUCCGUCAUCGUGUUGUGGUGAACCAGCAGAUCCAGCGAUUUUCCAUGGCCUACUUUUAUUCUCCCCCAAGGGAUUUUACAGUCUCCCCGGUUCUCUCUAGGGUUCUGGAAAAAGUGCCUAAGUACCGUUCACUCACAGUGAAGGAAUAUGUCGAUAUCAAGGGGAAGCAUCUUGAAAAGGCAUUUUCUUUGAUUCAAAAUUAGUGCAGCUGAUUAAUCUUUAUAUGUUAGAACAAAUUUGAGGGAGAUUAUUAAUUUAUUGUUAGUUUUUCCUCUUCUCUCUAGCAUGCACAGAUUGCUUAUUUCCUGUAGUUCUUUUAGGAAUCCGAUU